AUAUAUUGCUGCCCAUGAUUGUGGGGCUGGAUGGAUCUAUAUGCGCUCCAAUGAGACACGAAUUUCCCCUCCCACAUUCGACCAAGAAGUCUUGGGGUAGAUACACGAUAGCGAUGAGUGAUGAUUUAUAGAGGUACUGGUUCAGGGGAUAUGAAAGCAAUAAAUUUCUCUGGCAGGAUGAGCAUCCCUUAAUAUGGCUUUUCUCGGUCAGUCUAAAUUGCAUUUAGCUGUUAUUUCUAGACUGCAUCGGUGAACCAUUUCGGAAACAGAAGCUCAUCAUGUUCUUCGCCGCGGGAAGACUCAUCACGGCCUUGCUUGGCGCCACAUCUUGCCUCCUGGCCAGCCCGGCGUCCGCAUUCACCAACCCGGUCCGUAAGCCUGGUGGAAGUGAUCCGCAAAUUGUGUACUCCGGCGAAUACUAUUAUCUCCUGUCAACGACAUGGUCCAAUGUGCAGAUUGCACGGUCCAUGACCAUUGAAGGCCUCAAGACGGCCACACGAAAGACCGUUUACAGCUCAAGCGAAGCGGGCCGGUGCUGCAAUGUCUGGGCCCCUGAGACGCACUACCUCGACGGGAAGUGGUAUAUCUACUUUACAGCGGGUAACAAAGAUAAUCUUGAUGGGCAGAACUUGCAUGUUCUAAGGGGCGGUGCUUCGGCCUGGGAUGACUACACAUAUGUCGGAAAACUCACUAAGGAAUGGUCCAUCGACGGAACCGUGGUCCGCUUCAACAAGUGGGGAAACUACCUAGCGUACUCAUGUUUCCAUGGUGUACAGUAUCAGUCGCUAUGCCUGCAGAAGCUAGGAUCCGACAACGUAUCGCUACAAGGUAACAUCGGGGUUAUCUCACAACCGACAGAGUCCUGGGAACGUAGUGGUACGCCAGUUAACGAGGGGCCGGCAGCGCUCUACAUUGACGCCACUGGGAAGACAUACAUUGUCUACUCAGCCAAUUAUUGUUGGACGCCUGAGUACUGCCUCGCGACACUUGAAUGGAACGGGAACACUGAUCCAAUCUCUCCUUCCGCAUGGACUAAGUCCAAAGGCUGUGUGUUCUCCGGUGGCGUCAAUGGCCACUAUGGUACCGGUCACAACAGCUUCUUCCGUAGUCCCGACGGUUCGCAGACCUGGAAUGUCUACCACGCCACCUCGAACAGCAAGGGCGCAUGCGAUGAUAGUCGCUAUACCAUGGUACAGGUUCUCGGAAGCAAAUCCGAUGGGUCGCCGGACUUCGGAACACCCGUUGCGACGAGUUUUGAUUCCGCUGAACCCCGCGCGUAAUAAGCAUAUUGUUAUGUUACUUCCCCUUCGGUAGCAUCUUCGCUAUAGUCGGCAUACAUAACAUUAGUAUAUCAGAAACCUCAUUGAGAAAUGUUUAUAGUAGAGCCACGCUAAUUAAUUCCUAAGAAUUGAUGUGUGCCGUACAGCAACCCCUACCAGCAAAUCGGCCGCUUCGACGGGAUAUUUUCGACAGUGUAUAAUAUAUCCAAAUACUGUACACUACACACCAUAUGUUCUCGGGACGAAGCCGAUCUCUUCCGAAUUACCAAUUUGACUAUUAUAAGUACAUUAUUCAAGUGCUGAAAGCACCCAUAGCUUCUCCUCCCUGGUGAAUGGGUUCAAGUGCCUUCAUCAG
Hypoxylon trugodes is the source of this 1635-nucleotide messenger RNA. RefSeq names its product glycoside hydrolase family 43 protein. Lineage: Eukaryota; Fungi; Ascomycota; Sordariomycetes; Xylariales; Hypoxylaceae. The record is from RefSeq and is a predicted model, not a curated record. The coding region runs from base 279 to 1280 and encodes 333 amino acids. Gene Ontology annotation, molecular function: hydrolase activity, hydrolyzing O-glycosyl compounds. The transcript is spliced from 2 exons. Gene Ontology annotation, biological process: carbohydrate metabolic process.